This is a messenger RNA of Lagopus muta (rock ptarmigan), 2980 nucleotides long. RefSeq names its product prostaglandin reductase 2 (gene PTGR2). The transcript is spliced from 10 exons. Gene Ontology annotation, biological process: prostaglandin metabolic process. Gene Ontology annotation, molecular function: 15-oxoprostaglandin 13-reductase [NAD(P)+] activity. Bases 99 to 1142 code for a protein of 347 amino acids. The record is from RefSeq and is a predicted model, not a curated record. NCBI's taxonomy places the organism in Eukaryota, Metazoa, Chordata, Aves, Galliformes, Phasianidae.
GCGGGGCGCUCGGUCAUCCGUUGGCGCCGCGGGGGCCUGGCUGGGGUUUUGCAGGAGGGGUUUGAGGAGUCCAGUGUGAAAUCGCUGCAAAAGCAGGGAUGAUUAUACAAAGAGUAGUGCUGAAUUCACGCCCUGGUAAGAAUGGGGUGCCAGUGCCUGAAAACUUCAGACUGGAGCAAAGUACAAUACCAGACACAGUGCAAGAGGGACAAGUACGUGUUAGAACCCUGUAUCUCUCUGUGGAUCCAUACAUGCGCUGCCGGAUGAAUGAAGAUACGGGUUCAGAUUACCUCCUGCCUUGGCAGCUCUCUGAAGUUGCUGAUGGUGGGGGCAUUGGGGUGGUGGAGGAGAGCAAGCAUAAUAACUUUGCUAAAGGAGACAUCGUCACUUCCUUCAAUUGGCCCUGGCAGACAGUGGCCAUUCUGGAUGGAAGCUUGCUACAAAAGGUUGUUCCACAACUUGUGAAUGGACACCUUUCCUACUUUCUUGGCGCGGCUGGAUUGACAGGACUGACAGCCUUGCUAGGUAUAAGAGAGAAAGGCCAUGUGACUGUGGGUGCCAAUCAGACCAUGGUGGUGAGUGGAGCAGCUGGCGCCUGCGGUUCUUUGGCUGGCCAGAUUGGCCGUCUGGACGGGUGCUCUAGAGUUGUGGGUAUUGCUGGCACAGAUGAAAAGUGCUCCAUUUUGGUCUCAGAAAUGGGGUUUGAUGCUGCUAUCAAUUACAAGAAAGGGAAUGUGGCACAGCAGCUCCGUGAACUCUGCCCAGGUGGUGUGGAUGUUUACUUUGACAAUGUUGGUGGAGAGAUCAGUGAUACAGUUAUAAGCCAGAUGAAUCAGAACAGCCAUAUCAUCCUGUGUGGACAGAUUUCUCAGUAUAACAAAGAUGUGCCUUAUCCUCCUCCAUUGCCUCCUGACACAGAAAAAAUACAGAAAGAAAGAAACAUCACAAGAGAAAGAUUCUUGGUGUUGAACUACAUGGACAAACAAGAAGCUAGCGUAUCACAACUCUGUCGGUGGAUCCAAGAAGGUAAACUGAAGGUCAGAGAGACAGUGGUAGAAGGCUUAGCGAAUAUUGGUGCUGCUUUCCAGUCCAUGAUGAAUGGAGGCAAUAUUGGAAAACAGAUCGUCCUAGUUUCUAAGUAAAAGUCAUUGCUUGGGGAAAAGUAAAUGAUUCUAUCCAUAGUAAUAAGCAAGUUUUACUUACAGUAACUACCACCUUAAAUAUACAAUUGUUCUUUAUGUACUAGAAGCAGAUAUUUUAGGAUGCUAAGGCAAAAACCAUGCUAAUAAACUGAACAGAAUUGGAAACAGGAAUGCAAUAGUUUAUACCAAAUAUGGUAAUAUAUUUGACAUGAUUUGACAGCAGUCAAUUAGCACAAGUACAAAUAAUUCAUGGGUAUUGGAAGUUAGACCACCUCAGGAACUAUUUUCAAUAAGUAAUUUGUAUACAGCCACCUGGUUUUAGAUGUGCAUACAUCUGUGUUGUUCCUAUGCUAAUUUGUCUCAUUGCCCAAGAACUUGAUAAUUUUUCAUUUACCAGUAUAAGCUUAGCUUGACAGCCCAAUCAAUCUGGCUAUCAUCUUAAAAUUAUAUGUGUUAUAACUUUUUUUUUCCCCAGAUAAGAGCAAUCAAAAAUUCCAUUUCUACAACUCAAGUUCUGUGAUAUCAAAGAUACUUCUAUUUUGCCAUCUGGAACAAGUUUCCACUGAUUGCAUUUCCCAUUUUUCUGUACUGUAUCAUUAUAUGAUCUAUUUUCAGAGUACCUUAAACCUAGUUCAUUUAGAAUUCCAUCUGUAUGCUGCCUGAGACUUCCAUCAGAGAAAGGUCUGGCUAUAAGGGCUAGCUUGUUUUGGCAUAACAAUGCUCUUUUACCAUUUUGGAAGCUUGAGAAGUCAGCCACUGUUUCCAAGUCUGACUAACAUAACCUCAAUCCAAGCGAUAUGGAUGCAAUUUAAACAUCUUCAAAAUAAAGCCAUUAGAAUUCCACCAUUAUGUACAUUUAGAAACACUGGCACAUUAAUUUAGUGAUUAGGAUAACUUAUGAUAGCGUAACUUACAAGCUAUUGGUUUUGUUUUAAAUAUUUGCCUUUAAGAGGAGUGCUUCCAAGCAGUAGGGUGGGCUGAGAAUGGAUCCUCUAGAUCUUCUUGAGUCACUAUCUACACUCUAAAUGGAAUCCAAGAACUAGGAGAGAAACUAUACAGGAAGUUUAGCAUUUAAGUCUUUUUGCACACUGUAGAAAGAGAACAGAUAACAGAACUGCCUCAUAUCAUUGUGAGCAAUAUGAAAAACAGUCCCUUGAUUUCCUAAUGCUGAAGCUGACCCUGAAAGAAAGCAUACAGUGACUAAUGCUUUAGGCUUUGAAGAGAAAGACACCUGCAUAAUAGGAUUACAUUCACAUCCAGCUAGAUUCUCAAUCCAAUAUCAACAUCGCUAACUUGAGCACUAGCAACAUCAUGCUGGGACAGAAGCCAAAUUGUUGUGGAAUAAAAUCAACAUCAUUGUAGUUGGCAAAUGAAGAUAAAAAGCAUCAGAUGGAAGAAAUUCUGCGAAUUCCUGCUUACUGACUGUUUACAGAUGAUACUCAUUCCUGAAAUGUGGGCAUUUCAAGCUUAAAGACUUGAUAAUUUGUACACAGAUGAGAGAGAGAGGAGGGAGCUAAGGGGAAUACGGCCUUUUCAAACAGAACCAGAUGUUCUAUUGAGUGUUCUGGUACAUCAGAUCAUGUGACUUAAUUGUCACCUUUCCUUUUUUUUCCUCUCUCACGUACACACACUUUAGAUUGAAACAGCAUCAGCCUGGAGGCUGUUAUGAAAUGCACACCCUCUUCUGCAGUAAAACUUCUACAAGGCAGUAGGCUGGCCUUAAUGCACUGUAACAAUCUUUCUGAAUAGACUUCCUCCUCCUAAAGUCCAGUUUAUUCCUAAAGUUCAACUCCAAAUGUAAAAGAAAAAAAACAAAACAGCCCACUUCUUCACACAAA